Messenger RNA from Acanthosepion pharaonis, 3696 nucleotides. The record is from the annotation of a GenBank genome assembly. NCBI's taxonomy places the organism in Eukaryota, Metazoa, Mollusca, Cephalopoda, Sepiida, Sepiidae.
AUGAAUGAAUCUAUCUAUCUAUCUAUCUAUCUAUCUAUCUAUCUAUCUAUCUAUCUAUCUAUCUAUCAUAUGUAUCUGUCUAUCUAUCUAUCUAUCUAUCUAUCUAUCUAUCUAUCUAUCUAUCUAUCUAUCUAUCUAUCAGUAUUAGCGUUAAUACAUAAAGUAUCUAUCUAUCUAUCUAUCUAUCUAUCAUAUCUAUCUAUCUAUCUAUUCUAUCUAUCUAUCUAUCUAUCUAUCUAUCUAUCUAUCUAUCUAUCAUAUCUAUCUAUCUAUCUAUCUAUCUAUCUAUCUAUCUAUCUAUCUAUCUAUCUAUCUAUCAUAUGUAUCUAUCUAUCUAUCUAUCUAUCUAUCUAUCUAUCUAUCUAUCUGUCAGUAUUAGCGUUAAUACAUAAAGUAUCUAUCUAUCUAUCUAUCUAUCUAUCUAUCUAUCAUAUCUAUCUAUCUAUCUAUCUAUCUAUGAAUAUUAGUAUAUCUAUCUAUCUAUCUAUCUAUCUAUCUAUCUAUCUAUAUAUAUAUUUGAAUUUGGGCAGCAUUCCUCUCUUUAAUAAGACCUUCAUUCCUUCCUUCUUUGCAUUCUUUGUUCCUUUCUUCGAUCUGUUCCUUUCUUCCUUCUUUUCUUCCUUCAUUUCUUCCUUCUUUCUUUCCUUCUUUCUUUGCAGCCUUCAUUCCAUCCUGGCUUGCAUUCUCUUUUUCUUUAUUCGAUCUUUUCCUUUCUUCCUUCAUUUCUUCCUUCCUUCAUUCUUUCUUUCUUUCUUUGCAGUUUUCAUUCCUUUCUUCUUUGAAUUCUUCAUUUCUUCCUUCUUUCCUUCUUUCUUUCUUUGCAGCCUUCAUUCCUUCCUUCCUUCUUUCUUUCCUUGCAGCUUUCAUUUCUUCCUUCCUUGCAUUCUUUGUUUUUAUUAUUCGACCUUUUUCUUUCUUCCUUCUUUUCUUCCUUCCUUCCUUCUUUCUUUCUUUGCAGCCUUCAUUCCAUCCUUCUUUGCAUUCUUUGUUCCUUUCUUCGAUCUGUUCCGUUCUUCCUUCUUUUCUUCCUUCAUUUCUUCCUUCUUUCCUUCUUUCUUUCUUUGCAGCCUUCAUUCCUUCCUUCUUAUUUUCUUUCCUUCUUUGCAGCCUUCAUUCCUUCCUUCUUUGCAUUCUUCAUUUCUUCUUUCCUUCCUUCUUUCCUUCUUUGCAGCCUUCAUUCCUUCCUUCUUUGCAUUCUUCAUUUCUUCCUUCUUCCCUUCUUUCUUUCUUUGCAGCCUUCAUUCCUUCCUUCUUAUUUUCUUUCCUUCUUUGCAGCCUUCAUUCCUUCCUUCUUUGCAUUCUUCAUUUCUUCCUUCCUUCCUUCCUUCUUUCUUUCUUUGCAGCCUCCAUUCCUUCCUUCUUUGCAUUCUUCAUUUCUUCCUUCCUUCCUUCCUUCCUUCUUUCUUUGCAGCCUCCAUUCCUUCCUUCUUUGCAUUCUUCCUUCCUUCCUUCCUUCUUUCCUUCCUUCCUUCCUUCCUUCUUUGCAGCCUUCAUUCCUUCCUUCCUUCUUUCUUUCCUUGCAGCUUUCAUUUCUUCCUUCAUUGCAUUCUUUGUUUUUAUUCUUCGACCUUUUUCUUUCUUCCUUCUUUUCUUCCUUCCUUCCUUCCUUCUUUCUUUCUUUGCAGCCUUCAUUCCAUCCUUCUUUGCAUUCUUUGUUCCUUUCUUCGAUCUGUUCCUUUCUUCCUUCUUUUCUUCCUUCAUUUCUUCCUUGUUUCCUUCUUUCUUUCUUUGCAGCCUUCAUUCCUUCCUUCUUAUUUUCUUUCCUUCUUUGCAGCCUUCAUUCCUUCCUUCUUUGCAUUCUUCAUUUCUUCUUUCCUUCCUUCUUUCCUUCUUUGCAGCCUUCAUUCCUUCCUUCUUUGCAUUCUUCAUUUCUUCCUUCUUCCCUUCUUUCUUCCUUUGCAGCCUUCAUUCCUUACUUCUUAUUUUGUUCCUUCCUUCCUUCCUUCCUUCCUUCCUUCCUUCCUUCCUUCCUUACUUUAUUCUUUUGUUAUAGACAUUACCUGUAAACACAAAUGGACAUACCUUUUUCCUUCUUUCUUUCUUUCUUUUUGCUUUCUUUCUUUUUACUUUUUUCUUUCUUUCUGCUUUCUUUCCUUUUUUCUCUCUUGCUUUUUUUAUUCAUUCUCUCUUUCCUCGUUGCUUUCUCUUCCUGACUUCUUUCUUUCCGUCGUUCUUUUUUCUUUCUUUCUUUCUUUCUUUCUUUUCGCUUUCUUUCUUUCUUUUUUGCUUUUUUCUUUCUUUCUGCUUUCUUUCCUUUUUUAUCUUCUGCUUUCUUUCUUUCUUUCUUUCUUUCUUUCUUUCUUUCUUCAUUCUCUCUUUCCUCGUUGCUUUCUCUUCCUGACUUCUUUCUUUCCGUCGUUCUUUUUUCUUUCUUUCUUUCUUUCUUUCUUUCUUUCUUUUCGCUUUCUUUCUUUCUUUUUUGCUUUUUUUUUCUUUCUUUUCUUUCCUUUUUUUCUUUCUUUCUUUCUUUCUUUCCUUUUUCAUUCUCUCUUUCCUCGUUGCUUUCUCUUCCUUUCUUUCUUUCCGUCGUUCUUUUCUUUCUUUCUUUUUCUUUCUUUUCUUUUCUUUCUUUUCUUUUUUUUGCUUUUUCUUUCUUUUUCUGCUUUCUUUCCUUUUUUUAUCUUCUGCUUUCUUUCUUUUUCUUUUUUCUUCUUUCUUCAUUUUCUUUCCUCGUUUGCUUUCUCUUCUUCUUUCUUUCCGUCGUUUUUUUUCUUUUCUUUCUUUCUUUCUUUCUUUCUUUUGCUUUCUUUUCUUUCUUUUUUUUUUUUGCUUUCUUUCUGCUUUCUUUCCUUUUUUUAUCUUCUGCUUUCUUUCUUUCUUUCUUUUUUCUUUCAUUUUCUUUCCUUUCUUUCUUUCUUUUUCUUUUUUUCGUUCUUUUUUCUUUCUUUCUUUCUUUCUUUCUUUCGCUUUCUUUCUUUCUUUUUUCUUUCUUUCCUUUCUUUCCUUUUUUUAUCUUCUGCUUUUUUUCUUUCUUUCUUUUUCUUUUUUCUCUUUUUCUUCGUUUAUUUCUAUUCUUGCCUUCUUUAUUUUUCUUUCUUUCUUUUGUUUUUUUUUUUUUUUUUUUAUUUUCUCUUUCUUUCUGUCUUUUUCUUUUUUCUUUUUUUUUCUUUUCGUUUUCUUUCUUUUUCUUUCUUUUCUUUUUUCUCUCCUGUUUUCUUUCUUUCUUUAUUCCUUCAUUCUUUCUUUCCGCGUUGCUUUCUCUAUUUUCAUUUUCUUUCUUUACAACUUUCUGCAUUUUUUUCUUUUUUCUUUCAUUUCUUUCUCCUUACUUUCUUUCGUUCUACUUUCUUUUUGGCUUUCUUUCUUUCUUUUUGCUUUCUUUCUUUUUUCUUUUUUCUUUCUUUCUGUUUCUUUCCUUUUUUAUCUCUUGCUUUCUUUCUUUCUUUCUUUCAUUAUUUCUUUCUUUCUUUCUUUCGUUUUUCUUUCUGCUUACUUUAUUUCGUUCUACUUUCUUUCUUUCUUUUUUCUGUCUUUCUUUCCUUUUGCUUUCUUUCUUUCUUUUUGCUGUUUUCUUUCUUUCUGCUUUCUUUCUUUCUCUUUUCAUUCAUUCUUUCUUUCCUCGUUGCUUUCUCUAUUUCUGUCUUCUUUCUUUCUCUUUUUCUUUCUUCGUUUUUUCAUUCUUUCUUUGUUUUUUGCUUCUUUCUUUCUUUCCCUCCCUCUCUGCUGCUGCAUUUUCUUCUUUCUUUCUUUUUUUAA